AUGCUACUCGAUGGAGGAGCUGAUAUCGAGCACAGAGAUUCCUCGGGAAGAACACCUCUAUAUAUCUCCGUAGAGUUAGAAAACGAAUCAAUAACACGGCUACUUCUCGAAGGAGGCGCCAAUACAUCAGCAAUAUGUGGAGAGGUCGGGGGCAAGACACCCCAUAUCUCGGGGAAUCCACAGGGAGAACCAGCAACGCCCACCAAGAAAGGCAUAGUAGAGGUGUCAACAGUCGGGCCAAAAGGCCAGACGCGACUUCACACUUCAGUAGCAAAAACAUCAAAAUUCAGAAGCCAAGACAUAUCACCGCCCCACGCGGCAGUGCGGCGAGGGAAUGCAGCAACCACUGAGUUACUCCUCAAGAAAGGCGCCGAUGCAUCCGAAACCGGAUUAUUCAGACGAACACCACUCGAUGUCUCUCUAAGAAGAGAGAAAGAAGCGAUGAUUAAAAUACUUCUUGAGAAUGACGUUGACCCAUCAGAAGCCGGCGACGAUGGACAGCCCCCGCUCCAUCUUUCGGCCGAGGGCUAUAAUUCAGCGAUUACUCGACUCCUCCUCGACAACGGUGCAGAAAUGUCGAUAGUCGAUCACAACGGAAACACACCGCUUCAUGUGGCGUGUAGCCGCAAACCACUGGAUCGUCGCUUGAAUAAUGCCAGUAUUCUAGAAACAGUCUCGUUGAUGCUUGAGCGGGGAGCCGAUGUUACAGCUACGGAUGGUGAAGGAAGGACUCCACUUGAGCUUACGACUUGUUAUUAUAAUCCUGAGCUAGCAAGUCUGUUGGGAACUGUGGCCGUGAAAUCAUAG
Molecule: messenger RNA, 807 nt
Organism: Morchella importuna
Lineage: Eukaryota; Fungi; Ascomycota; Pezizomycetes; Pezizales; Morchellaceae
Exons: 1
Coding region: 1-807 (268 amino acids)
Cellular component (GO): nucleus; cytoplasm
Molecular function (GO): protein binding
Source: RefSeq, a predicted model, not a curated record